Molecule: messenger RNA, 903 nt
Organism: Sclerotinia sclerotiorum 1980 UF-70
Lineage: Eukaryota; Fungi; Ascomycota; Leotiomycetes; Helotiales; Sclerotiniaceae
Exons: 2
Coding region: 1-903 (300 amino acids)
Biological process (GO): ceramide biosynthetic process
Cellular component (GO): membrane
Molecular function (GO): sphingosine N-acyltransferase activity
Source: RefSeq, a predicted model, not a curated record
AUGAUCACAUCAGACUACUGGCUCAACCUCAAAAAUAUGUGGACCAAUUUUCCUAUUCGUGAGAUCUCGGGGUUAUCCAAAUGGUACACAUUGGCGCAAUACGCAUUUUGGUUGCAGCAAUUCCUUGUCCUACAUGUCGAAAAACGUAGAAAAGAUCACUGGCAAAUGUUUGCCCAUCACGUCGUCACUACGCUCCUAAUAUUCUGCAGCUACUGCUAUCAUCAAACAAGAGUUGCCAACCUAAUUCUCUGCAUCAUGGAUACCGCUAAAUGUCUCAAAUACGCCGGCUACGAUGUCCUCUGCAACAUCAUGUUCGGCCUCUUCAUGAUCGUCUGGGUCGCCGCGCGCCACAUCAUUUUCAUGAUGGCUACCUAUUCCGUCUACGCACAUAGCGAUACCGCUAGCCCACCAGGCUGCUACAAAGGUCAGAUGGGAUCAAUCACCGGACCAUUUCCACCAUCUGACCGCUACGCACAUCUUCUCGAACCCUUUAUCCGGCCUGGGGGACUGGUAUGUUGGACUGGUCCUGUGAAGUGGGGUUUUGUAAAUUCACUUCUUUUUUUGCAAGUUCUUACUUUGAUAUGGUUUUCUAUGAUUUUGAAGGUUGCACUUAAGGUGCUAAAGGGAGGGAAAGCGGAUGAUACGAGGAGUGAUAAUGAAGAAAAAGCAGAAAACGAAAAUGGAAUGGAUGCUGAGAGCGAAGAGACCCAGUCGAAAGAAAAAGAAGAACAUGACCUCGAUACCGCUCAGUAUUCGGAUAAUGGACAAAGAAUGAAGUCGAAACCAUUGGGAGAAAUCGGUGCGGAAUCCCUCAAUUUUCGAGGCAGAACAUUGCUUGCAUACCAAAACAAACCUAAGAAGAACACUGGACACAUGACCGGAGCCAGCGCUGUCAAGAACUAA